Lepisosteus oculatus (spotted gar) is the source of this 2280-nucleotide messenger RNA. RefSeq lists its product as uncharacterized. The record is from RefSeq and is a predicted model, not a curated record. Lineage: Eukaryota; Metazoa; Chordata; Actinopteri; Semionotiformes; Lepisosteidae.
CUGCUGGCGGGAGUGUGUGCGUGUCCCGUCCGGGGAGAAGCGGGCUUGAUACGGCUCGGGCUGAGGACGCACCAGGACGUGGGACCCGUGUCCGAGAGCAUUAACCACAGAGACGACUCCGCCCGCCCGCACGGAGAGCAGGACAGACAUGUCUGUUAUACUGACAGCGGACUAGAACGUGUAAUAUGGAAAAAGAACAUUUAUUUAUAAUUAAUCUGUUAGGAACACUCUGUCGGUAUCAUAUUCACGACACGAAGUGGUCUGGAUGUCUCUCCAAUAUUACUUGAGUAGUUCCACAAUAACAAGGCAUUCCUUUUCUCCUUUGUAUAAUCUGACGUUCAAUAAACCAUUGAGAUAAAAAAAACAAUAACAAGGCACAAGACACAACUGAUGUAUGUAAAAACUGUGACUUGUGUUCUGAUUUGUAAUGACCUCGGACAGCGAAUUGUUCUGUAUGUUUUAUUCUCUUUUUUUUGCAUUCCUUUUCUCCUUUGUAUAAUCUGACGUUCAAUAAACCAUUGAGAUUAAAAAAAAAAACCCACAGGUUGGAUCUUUUUUUCUGGUGCUGCGUUAGCAUUGUCAUUCUAGACCCACUCCCACCCCCACGGAGACGCACGCUUGAUUAUCAAACCCCUCCCGCCUGUAUCUGGCGGCGGCCGGACCCCCGUGUCUUCACGAGGAGCGCACGAGCGCGGCUGUCCUGCCCGGGUCCUCCGAACCGAACCAGCGCGCGCCCGAACCGCCAGAAGUUGCAGAGACACACCUCCUCCUCCUUCUCCUCCUCCUCUUCCUCCUCGCCUCUGAGGGCAAACUCGCCCCGCAGGUGAAGGGGCGUCGCAAUCGCAGCGAUCGCUCGAAGGCGCGAAACUGCGUGGAACCUGGGCGCCCCGUGGGACCGCGCAGGAGUCUCCAGUCCGCCUCGCUGAGAGCCCACGGCCUCGCCACUCCUGACCGGCUGCGAGUGAGAGUCAGAGACCGGCCUGCGCCCUCCUGUUCGCCCGCACGCAGAAGAUACCCUGGUUCUCGGAUGACAGAGAGCGAGCCUGCUCCGGCCCCUGUGAGGGGGUCGUGGCCGUGGCGUGGGGGCGGCGUGUCCGUGGAGAGGGGAGAGAGGGCACGGAUGUCUGUCCGCCUGGCCUGGCUGGUUCUUCUGUGCGCCGUCUGCCCCAGCAGUGCCUCUCGGGUCCUCGCCCGGCCGGGGGACCACGUGCAGGUGACCUGCGAGCUGCCCGCCGCCGUCCCGGCCGACCAGGUCCGCUGGUUUCGAGACGGGGGGCCCGCUGGCGGGCUGAGGGAGCUGGACAGGGGCCGCGGGCCGGGAGGUCCCGGCGGCCGCGGAGGGGGUGGCGACAGAGGGCCCGCCGGCCGGCAGCUCUUCUCCCUGCGCGUCCGCGUCAACGCCAGCAGCGACGCGGGGCUGUAUUACUGCGCCGAGUACAGCGGGAGCUACCUGAGGUUCUCCGCCCCCACGGCGGUGAUAGUGACAGCAGCCGGUGCGCCAGCAGAGGGCGCCCAGGUGUCGGUGCUGGCGAAGGGUGGUGCCCGCGGGCAGGGCGUGGCACUGCGGUGCGCCGCGGCCGGGCUCCGGCAGUCCUGGGUCCAGCUGAGCUGGCGGGAGUCGGGUCUGCCCAGGGAGCCCGCGGUCCCGCGCAGGGUACUGGGAGAGUCGGGCCGCGGGCCGGCCGGGAACCGGGUCGUCGGCACCCUGAAGCUGUCCUGGGAGGAGUGGAGCCAGGGGGCGCUGUGGUCCUGCCAGGUGCAGACUGCCCCAGACACCGUCCACCACAGCCGGAACAUCUCAGCACUGGCCCUGCUGAGGGAGGAGUCCUGCUCCCUCCUCCCUGCUCUUCCUCCCUCGGCCUGCCUCCUCUUCCUCGCUGCGAUCCUGUGUGCCAGCGCCGUGGCCAUCAGACGCUGCCCCCCUCCAUGCCUGGACGGACCCCUCCGUCCGCUCACCUGUGACACCGGCGCAGCUGGCAGGGAGAGUCGCAGACGGACCCACCAGGACGUCCCGCAGCAGAGGAGGGGCAGUGAGGACGAGCUGGUGACCUACAUUCAGGUGGACUUUCAGCGGAGAUCCAGAGACAGGAGGCCAGAGCCCACCGCAGGACAGACCCUGUACAGCCCUGUACAGCCCUGUACAGCUGUAAAACAGACCUGUACAGCCCUGUACAGCUGUAAUACAGAGCCUCUACAGCAGUAAUACUUUAACUUUUGUUUUGGUGUGUUUUGUUUUGUUAACUUUCUACAUACUGUAAAUAAAGAGCACUUUUCUUUCUA